Molecule: messenger RNA, 416 nt
Organism: Paramuricea clavata
Lineage: Eukaryota; Metazoa; Cnidaria; Anthozoa; Malacalcyonacea; Plexauridae
Source: the annotation of a GenBank genome assembly
AUGGGUAAAGAAGCCCGUAUGGUGUUUUUAGAUUUUAGCAAAGCGUUUGAUAAAGUAUGGCAUAAAGGUUUAUUGUAUAAAUUAAAAUCUCUUGGAGUAAAAGACCCACUUUUAAGCUGGUUUUGUAGUUAUUUGUCUGAUAGAAAACAAAGAGUUGUCAUUGAGGGGCAAUGCUCGAGCUGGCUGAGUGUUGAAGCUGGUGUUCCACAAGGUUCAGUGCUCGGGCCAUUGCUUUUUCUAAUAUACAUAAAUGAUAUUUCCAGCAAUAUUGUAUCUGACUGUUUUCUCUACGCUGAUGACACAUCUUUACUUGAAAUUGUUGAUAAUUUAUCAUCUUUUGAUUCUAGACUAAACGAGGAUCUCAAUAGCAUUAACCAAUGGUGUAUGGAAUGGUUGAUGGAAUUGAAUCCUACUAA